UUGGAUUUCUGAUUGAGCACAUUGUGCUCUUGGCUUUCUUUUUCGCCAGCAGCAGGGCUUCAAGAUGCCAUUGAAACGAGACCCAAAGAAGAAAGCCGAGGACAUCGCUGCCGUGUACGAGCUGAGAGAAAAGCUCGGAGAGGGCUCUUUUUCAGAGGUUCGAGUGGCGCAGCACCGGUGCUCUCAGAAGCUUGUAGCUGUCAAGUGCAUCCGCAAGAGGGCGCUAAAGGGCAAGGAAUCAAUGCUGGAGAACGAGAUAACGGUGCUGCGCAAAAUCCAUCAUGAAAACAUUAUUUCUUUGGAGGAGACUUUUGAAACAUCUUCAAAGCUGUAUUUGGUGAUGACACUGGUGACAGGGGGAGAGCUGUUGGACAGGAUCCUUGAGAAGGGCAUUUACACAGAGAGAGAUGCCAGCCGUGUCAUCAGCCAGGUGCUGGAGGCAGUCAGGUACCUGCAUCAGCUGGGCAUCGUCCACAGGGACCUCAAGCCUGAGAAUCUGCUGUACGAGACUCCACUGGAAGAUUCCAAGAUUGUCAUCAGUGACUUUGGCCUGUCCAAGAUGGAUGACCAGGGCAUGUUGUCCACCACCUGUGGGACACCUGCAUACGUGGCUCCAGAGCUUCUGCAGCAGAAGACAUAUGGUAAAGAGGUGGACCUCUGGGCGGUUGGAGUCAUCUCUUUUAUUCUACUCUGUGGAUACCCGCCAUUUUACGACGAGAACGACACACAGCUCUACAAGCAGAUCAUCAAGGCUGAAUAUGAGUUCGACUCGCCAUACUGGGACGAAAUCUCAGACUCAGCGAAAGACUUCAUAGUGCACUUACUGCAGAAGGACCCGAAGAAGAGGUACAAUUGUGAAGAGGCCUUGCAGCAUCCUUGGAUAUCAGGAGGAGCUGCUCUGGAGAGAGACAUCCAUGGGUCUGUCAGCUUACAGAUUCAGAAGAACUUCGCCAAGAGCCAUUGGAAGAGAGCGUUUAAUGCGACUAUGGUGGUGCGCCACCUCAGCAAGAAGGCCCACGUCUCAGAGGAGGAUGGGGGAGGCGGCACCCCUGGAAAAGCCUUCCAGUCACCACUAGAGUGAUCCACUGCCAGUACACAGUAACCAGACCACUGGGCCUCACAGUGGUAACCACAGUAACCAGACCACUGGUCCUCAGGCCAGACAGUAUGUCAGUGCACGUUUCCUACGGCAGUCUGGGUUUGCCUACCAGCCCUCCUAACCACCAGCUGCUGCUCUCGUUCCUAUAUGUUCAGCUUGGGUUAUUUCAGUGCCUUUCCGUUGUACAAUCUGCUGCUUAUGCAUUGGUAUGGACAGUGUCAGUGUUUAUCUUUAGUGUCUGUAUGGCAGGGCUUUUGUGUGUGUGUGUUGGCAUGAAGGUGAUUUUCCUGAUUACAGUGCAAUGCGUCGGCGAGUGUACAAUGAGAAUGCAUUUAGCUAAAUGACCAAUCUUAGCAAGCGGGUAUUUGUCUCCUAAAGUAACCUUUUCCAAGUGUAAGCAUUGUAUUUCUAUUGGAUGGUGGAUGUAGUAUUGUUAGUGGGUUGUAUGUAUGGUCUAUAAGAUCAGAGCAAUUUUAAAAUGAUUGACUUUUUAAUUUAGCAUAUUCCUGUUGACCUAAUGAAUUAGUAUUGUUUCUGUGAUUAGUUAUACGCUUGUGCAUGUUUCUCAGGCAUUGUAAUGGUCAGAGGACAAGGUAUACAUUCAUUUCUUUCUGUUUUGGACUGAGGGGUUGCUUCAGUAUUUACGUUUUAUCAGCUCACGACAAUAACCAUUUUGCAUUUUGCAUCCUUGCAACACUGAUACCUCCUACAUCAAAUUGUAGAGGGAAAACUAGAGAUGAAUCAUGCUAUUUGUUUGCUUUUUAUGUCUUGGUUAAGAAUGGAACUGUUCUCUAAAUUCUCUAAACCGAUGAGAAUUUGCAUGUGAUACAAUAGGAAUAAAGACAUGCAUGGUGCAUGUAUCUCUUCA
Molecule: messenger RNA, 1967 nt
Organism: Clupea harengus (Atlantic herring)
Lineage: Eukaryota; Metazoa; Chordata; Actinopteri; Clupeiformes; Clupeidae
Gene: pnck
Product: pregnancy up-regulated nonubiquitous CaM kinase
Exons: 11
Coding region: 65-1081 (338 amino acids)
Biological process (GO): protein phosphorylation
Molecular function (GO): ATP binding; protein kinase activity
Source: RefSeq, a predicted model, not a curated record